UGACCAGCGCCCUCCUGCUGAGGACUACUUCUGGGAGAGUUCCGGAGGCAAGUGGCGCAGCCUGGAGAGCAGAGGGAGGGAGCAUGAGAGUCCAGCCAUGGUGCAGAGGCGCAGGAGGCAGGAGGGCAUGCCUGGAGAGGAAAGGGCCUGGAACAGCCCGAAGCAGAGACCGGGGUGGGAGGGUUCUGGGAGCCUCAGCAGCCAAAGCCAGUUUGAUUCAGACCAGGGUGGUGUGGUUUGGGGUGUCAGCAGGCAAAGCGGUCUUGGGCAAAGGGGGGCAGGAGCUGAAAGCCCCCAGAGCUCCGAUCGGCAGCAGAGGCCCACUGGGAGCCAGCAGGACUGGAGCCGGCCCACAUUCUUCAGCGGGGGAUGGAAUCCUGGGGAGGGCCAAGCAGAAACGGAGAGCCACGGAAGGGGCGAGCAAGGCAGCGAUUUUGGCAGGGAGGAGGGCAGCCCCAGGAGGAGCCCCUCCCCUGUGGAAGCAGCCACCAGUGCCCCUGCGGCCCAGUCGCUGAGGUGGACGCCACGCGAGCAGCUGGUGCAGUACUGGAUGCGGUGCCGGGCCACCCUGAAAAACAGGUUGCGGGAGCAGCUGAUGGCCUUCUGCCCCCGGCCCACCUUGCCCGACAGGUCUUCCGAGGUCCCGGUCCUGAACCCAGAGAUCCUGUGCUUGUUCAGCGCCAAGCAGGUCAAGGAGAUCGAGAGCCUUUCGCGGCCCCUGCGGGUGCUGCAGAACGAGGUCCUGGACAUGCUUGCGCCGGCCAUGACCAUCUACGAGAUGGCCGAGGAAGCGAUGGAGCGGGGGGAGUCCGUGGAUCCCAUGGAGCUGCGCGAGUGGACGCGCCGCCUCAUCCGCUACAUCGGCAGCAUCAGCCACAGGCUGACCCUGCAGCGCCGCAUCCAGGUCCUCGGCACCCUCAACCCACGGCUCAAGAUGGUGUCGUCCAAGAUGGCGAGCCGCUGCACCGACGGGAAGCUCUUUGCGGAGGACAAGGUGAAGCUCCUGAAGGAGAUCGUCAAGAGGUUCCCACAGCUGACGGUGUCCCAGAACAGGCUGUCCGCCAGGAGGUACCAGCUCGCUGCCCGGCGACCUCCGUCUGCGGCCACCUGGCAGAGAAGAUUCCCCCCGGGGCCUCAUUCUCGCCCCAGGCAUCCUGCUGCUCAUCAAAGCCCAGCCGGCCAGCGUGGGAGUGAGAACCAGCAGUGAGGAGUGAGAGGCCCGUCCAGCAGCACGGUGCCCGGGGCGCCUGCCGUGCCCUCGGGCCGAUCGCCGCUGCUCCUGCUGGGGCUGGACGGCGGCCCAUGGCAUCUCGUCCCGCACCGAUCUUCCUUGAGGCCUCUGUCAGGGCAGCGGAGGGGGAGAAGCCGGCAGCGGCUGCACUGGCCCUCGUUCCUGCAGCACCAGAGGCUGGAUGUGGACCCGUGUGGCCCAGCACCAAGACGACCGCCACCCCUUGCAGGCCGGCCCGCUCGCACAAGGGCUGCACGUGGCUGCACUUCUUCCAUUGCGAGUGGGGUGUGGUCCCACAUCCCCACCUGGCCCAAAGGGGGGAACCUCCGGGCCCUUUUCAUACCUCACAGUUUCUGCUUGCCGCUUCCAGAAGAGAAGCCACGGAUGGACAUGGGAACGGGCACCCCUCCUACGAGUGUCCCUUUCCCCUUCAUUUCCUUUGCCUGGAUGUACUUGGGUGGCAAGACCAUAUGUCCGGUUUGGUCAUCCGCACUCUGGCCUGGAUCUGUGGGUGGAGGGAACCCUCCACAUACCUGUGGGACAGAAAGGUCUCUGGUUUAAGGCGACCAAUUAACUUCAGCUCCUGAAGGACCGUCAGAGGUUUUUGGAGGGAGUACAUGGACUUCUUCCUAGUGGAAGCUUUCUGGAGUGACAGGCAGGAUUGGAAUGAAGCCGCCAAGGAUGCAAGAGGACCCUUACUUGUGUGCCUUCAGGUUGCUCCUAGCAUAGAACAGCGGAGUGGGAAGGGGCCGGAAGGCCGCCGGGUCCAGCCCUGCUGUUGCAGGACACCAAGUCGCACCAUCUCACUCAGGUGACUGCCCAGGUUCUCCUUGAAUGUCCCCAGUGUGGGACAGCUUACCACCUAUUCAGCUGAAUUAAAAUGGUUUUGGUUUUCAAA
Messenger RNA from Varanus komodoensis (Komodo dragon), 2129 nucleotides. RefSeq lists its product as uncharacterized. The record is from RefSeq and is a predicted model, not a curated record. NCBI's taxonomy places the organism in Eukaryota, Metazoa, Chordata, Lepidosauria, Squamata, Varanidae. Bases 98 to 1207 code for a protein of 369 amino acids. The transcript is spliced from 2 exons.